GGGGAGAGCGUGACUCCGCGAGGCCGGCAGCCCAGGGUGGCCGUAGGGAGGAGCGCUCGCCUUUGGUCCGCGGUGCGCGUAUACGGGUUUAUCUGUAAAGGGAGAGGUUUUUUUCGGUCACGUUUUUAUGCAGGUGUUGUUAAAUCAGGAGCGUUUGGGUGCGUGGUUGCUGAGAUGCAGUUUUCAAAGGGUGCUUGGGAGGUCUGUGUCAGUAACAUCUCGUGCUGCAUCUGCACCAACUUGCUUGUGUAAUAAGGGCAAGAAGUCGACGUUGGUGUUGUGGCUACUUAUAGUUCAUUUCAACUUCGGUUUCCAGAGGUGUUCUGUAGUCACACGGAAUUCCUGCUCAUUUCCUGUGCUGCCGAUCAGAGAGCAAUUUGCGUGAGGUUGGCAUGGUGUUUGGAAUUGCCAGCAUGAGCUGAUAUUUACAGUUAGUGUAUUUUAAAAUUUUAUCAUGUUUUUGAUCAGUUUGAACUGAAACUUUGUCAGUUUUCUUUUUUUUUUGUAGAAGGUGGCCUACAGGAGAUGUAGGAAGGAGUCACAUCUGUACAGAGGAGAUCUGGCAGCAUUUAGUGUGUUUUACUUAUCUCUGAAAGUAUUUGUCAGAAAACUCAAGUUGUUUUUCUUUCCUCCGACUUUUUUUUCUAUUCACUUUAUGUGGCUGAAAGAUAAGGUAAUUGGAUUCUGUUUGUUUUUCUGGUGGAUGUUCUGCUUAAAUGCAUCUGUUUAUCUUACCGUCUAGCCUACAGUUUCUGCUUUGGUCAUGGUUAUGCAGCUCUGUAUUUACAUAUAGAUGUCAAUAUUUAAGGGUACUUUGUGUUAGCUAAGUACAAGUGCAAUUUCAAGUAAGGGUUAGGAGAGGAAAUAAGGGAUGGUGAAAGAGAGGCAAUCAGGAGGAAAACACUAGCUAUUAUGAAUCAGCAUUGCCUGAAUUUGAUUAAGCUGGGAUGAGAACAGCUGUGGUGAGUAUCCCUGAGGUCCAGCUAGACCAAUAGUGCCUCUGAGAGUAGCAGAUGUUUGGAGAAAAACAAUUAAAAACAAGAAUCUGUUUUCUCCUCGGAUCUCCUCUGAGCUCCCAGCAUGCCAAGGCUCAGAUACUUCCUGAGCUAGAGUUUGGUGGCUUGGAUUCUUUGCAUGUCUUUUUUUUUGUUGCCUUCUGUAUGCUUUUCUACUGUCAGUUUGUCUGAUGGGUUUUGAGCAAGUAAGCAGGAGAUAGCUGGAGAAUGGAAUAGGUGAAAUGGAGUUUGUGGAAAGGAGAUGGGAGAAGCUUUUCCAAGCCGACAGGAGAAGGGAUGGCAGAAAGUGAAGUGCUUAAGUAGUUAGUGUCAGCUUCUUCUUUGGAUAAGACUGAGGGAGAAGUAUUUGAAAAAUGGGGGGAAAAAAAAAGGGGAAGUGAAUUUCCUUCUCAGUGGAUUUUGAAAAACGGAAUUGUUUAUCUUGCUAAUUCAAUGUUCUCAUGAAACAAUCGAAAAGAAAAGUUGUGGUUGUUCUUAAACAACUUCUGCUUGCCUUCAUUUCGUACUCUGAAUUCAGUAUUUUUUUCCGAGACCUAAUAAAAAAGGUAUUUAAAUAUAAAAACAAACAGUAAAUACCUAAGUUUAUAGUUUUGAUCUGUUAGGUAAAUCCUCUGAAGUUUUAAAUAUGUGAUGGUGUUUUUUAGAUGGCAUGCUGAAUUAAAGCCCUGUGUCCUAUUUACCUUGUUAAAACCAAUGUCAUCUGUUGGUAAAUUUUUGGUUAAUUUAAAUGGGGAAUACUGUCUCCCUUUCAUUAUAGUCAUCUGCUUAAAUGUCUCUGGUUAAAGAGCGUCUUUUCCUUCUGCAGCAGGUGGCGGUUGGAAUAACUGGGGGGUUGGCGUCUGGGAAGGUGGCGUGGUCAUAACCAUGGGGCUCUUAGCUUGCUUUGCCCAGCUCACAUUCAGCAGUGAGGUAUUCCUGCUGUUUACAUGUACUCUUAGCAAGAACUGCAUGGCCACAAGGUAGAGGCAGAAGUGAUUUAGUGAAGUCUGGCUUAUCCUUGAUUACUGUUAGAUUGUUUAAUUGCUGAAGAACUCUGGAAACUAUUGAGUUAGCUGUGAAGGGGUGAUUCAGGGGAGAGCCUAGGAAAUAUCUGUCCUGCUGUGGAAUUUGAGCAGUGAAGAAUGUGAACUCCUUCCGGUCAUGUUGAGAGGGACAGUACAGUGGCUGUUACUGCAGGCUCUAUUAACUGUCAACUUUGCUUGCUAAUUUUCUGUAAAACUAACCCUUCCAAGUCAGGUUGAGGCAGUUACUGUGUAUUUGAGGUUGAUGUGCAGUGCCAGGGUUGGGCUUUGUUCUGGACUAAAACGAAGAUGUUGGCAUAGAGUGACUGUGGACACUUAAUCUGUUUGUAUUCAUUCCUAACUUGGGAAACAGCCAAAAGCUGCUAUCAAGUGUUAUUUUUUUUUUGUCUGAACAAAUUUUGUCUGUCUCUGUAGUGUAGUAUUAAAUGUCUGCUUGAUGACAUCAUAAAAUGUUCUUGAUUUCUUUUAAAUUUUAGAAAAUAUUAAUACUGUGAUGACACAGAUCUGUGAUUCACCAGUAUCUUAUGCUGUAUUAAUUCUGUUGUGAGUUGGUUUUGUUUUUUAAAUAUGGUUUCUUCAGACUGUCAGAUGGAGCUAGUCUUUUACUAGUAGAUUGCUACUAGCAGAAUUUGGCGGAGUGUUAUGGGAAGAGCUUACUGUUACCUUUAUGAAAGAAACUACUAAAUGCCAUUUAAAGUGGGCAGCAAAAAGUAGUAGCUAGCCAAAACCAAACAUUUUGAAAGUGUUCUUUCCACAUCACUAUGGAGAAUGAUGUAUAGAAGAACUUAACUUUACAUCUCUAAGAUGCUUGACUUAGCUAUAGUUAAAAUGGCAAACUACUUUCAGAUUGCUUUCUCUGAAACAGCAGAGCUAAAAUUCAUUAAGCAAAGCAAUUGUGUUUCUUGGUGUUAUUUUAGUUUUGAUUUUGCCUUGGAAUGUAUUAAUGAUGGAACUUUCGGGGUUUGGGGGCAGCUUUAGCAAGUAUUUCCUGGAUACUUGGACAAAGAAUUGUUUGGUAUUUUUAAAGAUAAAAUGAUGAAUGCAAGUUAAAAUUCCAUAAUAAAGUAAGUACCAACUUGGGAGUCCUACAUAACCAUUUUUUUGUCAUGCUGGCACUAAGGAUGAUCUUUGCUGUGUUGACCUUUCAUGCACUUUUUCCCACUUACUAGCAAACUUGUCCUAUUAAAUAGACUUGGGAAGCUGGUGAUUGAGGUGGAAGCUGGUGAGCACUAGUGGUGAUAUUUCUGAUUAUUGGUAGGUGAUAAUACAAGAAAAAUCAAGAAUAUGUGAGCAAACCAGGACUCUUCUUCUUAGGCUUAUCUGAAUUGAGUUAAAUGAACUGGCAGCAUGGAAGAUGCAGAUGAAGCCUAUAGUGAAACAGUGUUUGUGCCUUAAGCUAGGAUUUUAGCUUGUCAGGAGGCAUGGAAACAGGCUGAUUCACCAGCUGCUUCUCCUGUAUGUCCUUCACUGAGUCAGUUCAGUUUGUUAUUCAGGUAUUAGAAUGUUAUUAACUUUUUGAAGCAAGCAGGAGUCUGGGUUUGUGGAAUGCUAUACAACUAGCUUGAAAACUGUGUAUAACUUCAACCAUAGUUGUGUUAACUUUACAUGCAGAGUAGUAUGAGAACUACUUCUGCUUUCUUAGGAAGAGAAGAAAGGGCAGAGAGCACAUAAAAUAUACAUUGUAUGUAUAAAAAUAUUAGUAUUUGUUAAGGCUUGCAGUUAUUUUUACUUUGUCGUUUGAUAGAAUAGUUGAAACAGUAUUUCUGAUAAUUGAGAUGCCCAUAGCUUUAAUACAUAUUUCUUUCAGGGAAAUGCAGAAUAUUGGUCAAACUCCUGUCUACAGAAAUAUGUAUACGUAGGUUGCUCUGAAAGUAAUGCUUCCUGUUUGUUUCCAUGGAAACUACAACAGAUAGGAAGAGCACAAUAACGCUAUUUUUCAACAUAGUUACCAGCAUUAGCUUUACAUUUUAGCCUGCAGUGAACAAGAGCCUGCAUGCUGUGCUCAGAAAUCGAUAUCAGCCGAGUGGUAUAGUGGGGUUCCUGGGUGCAGGCUGGGAGCUGCAUUUGUGUUUGAAGUGCAAUUAAUUGGCAGGCUCUUAAGGGAGACCUCUUUGGGGAAGCAAAUGUGUUCUUAGAAUUGUUUGACUCUGGUUUUGCUCAUGCAGAAUUAUGAUAACAAUGGUUUGGUCGUCUGAACAGUUCCUUAGAUUUGGUGUGCAUCCCGGGUGUUGCAGGUUACCUUUUCUACUUGUCAAAUUUAACUUGAAAUUCAGCAUCUGAAAAAUGCCAACUUAACUGCUGUCCUGCGUAGUACAGUCCAGAAAACCUUAGUACUCUUCACUUAAUCCGUUCCUACAAACUUUCAUGUUACUUUUAAUGCCCAGUGAUCUGUUGCUAAAUAAAUUCUUGGGUUUUUUUUUUCCUACCUCCUCAACCCCUUCAGAUCUCUGAACUCAGAGUGUGAGUCUUGUGUAAGCUGGACUCAGCUUGGAUUUACUUUAUCACCUUAAGUUGUCCAAAUUACUUUGUUUUGUAAGGGGGUAGGAAUGGAUUAUAUAUUACUUCUCCCUGCUUAGGUCACAAUGUGUAACUCUAAAUCAACACUUUUCUAAUAUUUAGAUGUGGAUAUCUGCUCAAAACAGAAGAGUGACUUCUGGCAGUUGUUUGCUGUAUUAUUAAGAUUGUUCCUGUUUCUGCCAAUGUUUAUUUUUGGAGUAGUUGUGUUACUUGUCAUAUUUGAAGCAGUAAUAAACCUUUAAGAAAAUACUCAGACCUCUUACCAAAUGAGAUGCAUGUGCUGUCUGUAUCAUAAAUGUUAUUUUAAAUGAAACAUGAAUAAGUUGUGCUUCAAUAGCAAUAGAAUAUGAAUGUUGACUGAAAUAUUAAUGAAUAUAUUAAACUUAAGACUCUGAAAUCUCUACUUUUUUUUUUGUUAUAAAAGGUGGUGUUGAAACACUAGUUUUGAAAGUGUGUCUCCAAGGUGGCGACAGACAAGGUUGCAGGAAAGCUGAGCUCUACUCUCUCAUGGGUGAAGAACACUGUAUCACACACCGUCAGUCAGAUGGCCAGUCAGGUGGCAAGUCCAUCUGCCUCCUUACACACUACAUCCUCCUCUACCACUCUGUCUACACCUGCAUUAUCGCCAUCCUCGCCAACACAGCUGAGUCCAGACGACCUAGAGUUACUGGCUAAACUUGAGGAGCAGAACAGGCUCCUGGAAACUGAUAGCAAAUCCUUGCGAUCAGUAAAUGGGUCAAGAAGAAAUAGUGGAUCUUCUCUUGUAUCUAGUUCAUCAGCUUCUAGCAAUCUCAGCCAUCUUGAAGAAGACUCGUGGAUCCUGUGGGGGAGAAUUGUGAAUGAAUGGGAAGAUGUACGGAAAAAGAAAGAAAAGCAAGUUAAGGAGCUUGUUCGAAAAGGGAUUCCUCAUCAUUUCAGAGCAAUUGUUUGGCAGCUUCUGUGUAGUGCUCAAAGCAUGCCAAUAAAGGAUCAGUAUGCAGAGCUUUUGAAAAUGACAUCUCCUUGUGAGAAACUAAUAAGAAGGGACAUUGCUAGAACGUAUCCUGAACAUGAUUUCUUUAAAGAGAAAGACAGCCUUGGGCAGGAGGUUUUAUUUAAUGUAAUGAAGGCUUAUUCUUUGGUGGAUCGUGAGGUUGGAUACUGUCAAGGAAGUGCUUUUAUUGUUGGAUUACUACUUAUGCAGAUGCCAGAAGAAGAAGCAUUUUGUGUGUUUGUUAAAUUAAUGCAAGAUUACAGACUACGAGAACUCUUUAAACCAAGCAUGGCUGAACUGGGCCUUUGUAUGUACCAGUUUGAAUGCAUGAUACAGGAGCACCUUCCUGAACUUUAUGUGCACUUUCAGUCUCAGAGUUUCCACACUUCUAUGUAUGCAUCAUCAUGGUUUUUAACUAUAUUUCUUACAACUUUUCCACUACCAAUUGCAACAAGAAUAUUUGAUAUCUUUAUGUCUGAGGGUUUAGAGAUAGUAUUUCGAGUAGGUUUAGCACUACUUCAGACAAACCAAGCAGAAUUACUGCAACUUGACAUGGAAGGGAUGUUACAGCACUUUCAAAAGGUCAUUCCACAUCAGUUUGACAGUGGUCCAGACAAAUUAAUCCAAGCAUCUUACCAAGUCAAAUACAAUGCAAAAAAGAUGAAAAAGUUAGAAAAGGAAUACACUACAAUAAAAACAAAAGAAAUGGAAGAACAAGUUGAAAUUAAAAGAUUGCGAACUGAAAAUAGGCUCUUAAAACAGCGCAUUGAAACAUUAGAAAAAGAAAGUGCUUCCUUGGCAGAUAGAUUGAUACAGGGACAAGUGACAAGGGCCCAGGAGGCUGAGGAAAACUACCUCAUAAAACGGGAGCUGGCCACCAUCAAACAGCAGAGUGAUGAGGCCAAUACUAAACUGGAGCAAGCUGAGAAUACCAUCAGGGAGCUCCAACAGCAGCAGCAAUGGCAUAAAUGCAGUUCACGAUACAGUGAAGACUUUGUGCUACAGCUGGAAAAAGAGCUGGUCCAAGCCAGGCUGAGUGAAGCAGAAUCCCAUUGUGCCCUGAAGGAGAUGCAAGAUAAAGUUCUAGAGAUGGAAAAGAGGAAUAGCUCUCUACCUGAUGAGGAAAAUGUUGCUAGACUACAAGAAGAACUGAUUGCAGUAAAGCUAAGAGAAGCAGAAGCUCUGAUGGGUCUCAAAGAACUAAGGCAGCAAGUCAAAGACUUGGAUGAGCACUGGCAGCGUCACCUAGCUCGCACCGCAGGGAGGUGGAAAGAUCCUCCAAGAAAAAACGCAGUGAAUGAACUACAGGAUGAGCUGAUGACAGUCCGACUGAGAGAAGCAGAAACUCAGGCUGAAUUGAAAGAAACCAAACAAAGAAUGAUGGAGAUGGAAGCACAGAGUCAGAUCAAGAAUAACCAUUUGCGAAGGGCAGAGCUGGAGAUUACCAGCCUGCAAGAAAAGGUACAGUAUCUUACUGCACAGAACAAAGGACUUCUUGCUCAGCUGAAUGAAGCAAAACGUAGACAAGCGGAGAUUGAAUGUAAGAGUAAAGAAGAAGUGAUGGCAGUGCGGCUCCGUGAGGCAGACCGCAUAGCAGCCGUGGCUGAACUCCAGCAGCAUAUUGCUGAAUUAGAAAUCCAGAAAGAAGAAGGGAAGAUUCAAGGGCAGCUUAAUAAAUCUGAUUCUAACCAGUAUAUCAGAGAACUGAAAGAUCAGAUAGCUGAGCUGCAUCAUGAGAUCAAAUGCCUAAAAGGACAGAGAGGCUUCUCAGACCAACCCACUUUUGAUGGGAUUCAUAUUGUCAACCAUUUCACAGGAGAUGAUGAGUCAUUUCAUUCUUCUGAUGAAGAUUUUAUAACUAACUCCAUACAGGAGAGUGGGGUAAACUUUCAUCUACACAGGAGAAUUGGUCAGAUGGCUUUGGAUCACACAGUUGUAGACAGCAGUGACAGUGAGACUGAAGAAAGCACCCUCCAGACUGGAAACUUGGACAAAAUGGUUUCCAAACAGAGGAGAAUGGAAUCUUACUCUACUACUGUGUGAUUAUCACUGUGACUAGCAUGUGAAGACUCUUGUGUUUCUUUAAGGAUUAAGUUGUCAGAUAAUUGAAGGUAUCGAGCAGUUGGUUUAGGUAACUAUUGGGUCUGGUCCGGCCUGUGAUAAAUAUACACAUGUACUGUCCAUCUGCCUUCUCUUUGCCAAUUCUUGCUAGUGACAUACCAUUGCCAUGAUGGGAAGAAGUUAAUGGAUGACAGUUCUGACAGUAUUACUGAAUGUUCCUUGUUUUAGAAACUGCAAAUAUAUAAUUUCUUUAAACGUAUAAGAACCCUUUUUGCUGUUCACAAGGAUGGGAAUUAAUUUCCUCAAAAGAAAUCGCUCUUGUGCAAUAUUUUAUGCUCUGAACAAAUGUGUAUGUUUUACAUCAUUAUCUAUUUGUGAUCAAGAUGGACUCAAACCAUCUGAUCAUGGCAUAUAUAUAUAUAUAAAAUGCUUCUCAAUUACUUCUGUUUUAAAGUUACCAAAUGCCCACAGAAGGCUUGAAAGAGGAGCCAUCAUCUAUACUACUUCAUAUAUAUAAGUACCGGUCACUGAUAUCAUAAAGGUGUUUUUCACCAUUUUCACUUAGAUUUAUGUGCAUCUGCUUUUGAUGUUGCUAAAUAAUACCUAGUCUGAAUAUAUUAACUACAAUAAUGUUUAUUUUGUACAUAUUUAUAUAACUGCACCAAGCUGAAAAUGUGUAUUAUACCAUUUUAUACGAGGAAUGUAAAUGUUGCAAUAUGACUGUCUCUCAUAUUUUACCUGGAAAAUGAAUUCUGUAUAUACACACUAGAAAUGAAUUGCUAAAUAAAAGCAAAACACUAACUUUACAUUUAGUUUUGGUCUAGCUACACUAACAGAUCUGUGUCUAACUGAAAUGCUUGUUCAAAACACUAUUGACUGAAAUCUUUUACCUUCAUAUGUAUGUAAUGAAAAUAAAUUUUUCACAAUUUAA
Numida meleagris (helmeted guineafowl) is the source of this 8520-nucleotide messenger RNA. RefSeq names its product ecotropic viral integration site 5 (gene EVI5). The record is from RefSeq and is a predicted model, not a curated record. Lineage: Eukaryota; Metazoa; Chordata; Aves; Galliformes; Numididae. The coding region runs from base 5100 to 7571 and encodes 823 amino acids. The transcript is spliced from 20 exons.